Odontomachus brunneus is the source of this 5886-nucleotide messenger RNA. RefSeq names its product WD repeat-containing protein 81 (gene Wdr81). The record is from RefSeq and is a predicted model, not a curated record. Gene Ontology annotation, cellular component: mitochondrion. The transcript has 22 exons. Lineage: Eukaryota; Metazoa; Arthropoda; Insecta; Hymenoptera; Formicidae. Gene Ontology annotation, molecular function: protein binding; phosphatidylinositol 3-kinase regulator activity. Bases 1 to 5886 code for a protein of 1961 amino acids. Gene Ontology annotation, biological process: aggrephagy.
AUGGAUAUAAUAAGGGAACAUCUACUGGUACCCGCCAAAUAUAUGAUAUUGACAGACGGAAGAAUUUGUCUGACAGUUCACAGAAAUUGGCUCGCACGUUUGCUGAUAGUGGGCUCGUUUACAUUUAUUAAUCAUGAUCGAAUGUCCAGUGAUGAAAUCGCGGCGCAACCCACUCUCGAAGAAUUAGGCUGCGACUGGAUAAGGAUUUAUGCAAAAGUAUAUGUAAAACAGUAUAAGAAUGCAAUUCCUCUACCAAGAGAAAGACCUGCUACCAGCACAAAGAAUCAAGCAGAAUUGAUGUUCUCACAAUUGUUACAUUAUGUAGCUGAAACUAAUUACCGAAAUUUGUGGAAAGAAUCAUACAAGAAAUAUUACAAUCCCUGGAAUUUUGUUGACCAAAAAGAACAGUCUAAUAUUACUGCCAAUGUGAGUGAUGUUGCCAUCAUGCAUGAAGUACUAGCUAGGAUGUAUAAUUGUACUUUAAUACAAGUGCAACAUGGUACAGUUUUAUCAGUAACAAAUGGUGCAUUGUCUGAGACACAUUGUAAUCUAGUACCAAUUCAUUUUGUCAUGGAAACAACAUCUGCUUUUAUAAUUUUUUAUGAACAGACUGCAAAUUAUUCUCUUCGUGAAUGUGUAAUGUAUAGUCCUGCUGCUCUUAAUACAAGUCAUGGGAAACCAUUAUUUGUAGUCUACCAAUUAUUGAGGCUAUCUAGAGACUUACAUGAUCGUGGUCUUGCAUUAGGAGAGAUCACGCUUAGUGAUAUAUUAGUCACAGAAAAUUUCACUAUUCAGGUGCUACCAAAAUUAAAUGACAACAUUUACCUAAAACCCGAAAGUGAAUAUAUGAACUCGUCUAUUUCUCAAGAGAGUAAAGAAAAACAUUUCUAUAACAAUGCUUAUUGUAAGAGAGACAGCAUAUUUCAAUCAAGUAACAAUGACUUUGGUUUAAACGAGAGCAUUGAGAAAUUAUGUGAGAUGUGGGUAUAUAACUGUAUCAGUAACUUUGAUUAUUUAACUGCGCUGAAUAAUUUGGCUGGUAGACGAUACGGCAAUCCUAGUUGUCAUCAUGUGAUGCCUUGGGUGACAGACUUCACAUCGAGGAAUGGUGGCAAUUGGCGGGAUCUAACAAAGUCAAAAUUUCGUUUAAAUAAAGGUGACAGACAACUAGAUCUCACAUUUGACUCUCAAUCAACCGAGGUUGGACAUCAUGUAUCGGAUGUUCUGUCAGAGAUUACGUAUUAUGUGUAUCUUUCGCGACGAUAUAAUAAAUCCGUGCUGUGUAAGCACGUACGACCAUUAUGGGUACCUGGAGAAUAUCCAGCUUCUGUUCAGAGAUUACACGAUUGGAGCCCUGAUGAAUGCAUACCGCAGUUUUUCAUCGAUCCUAACGUUUUUAAGUCUAUUCACGAGGACUUGCCGGACUUGGAAGUUCCAGCAUGGGCGACUUCUCCAGAGGAUUUCAUUGAAAAGCACAGAGAAGCACUAGAGAGCUUUUAUGUUUCGGAAAGAUUACAUCAUUGGAUAGACUUGACUUUUGGCUACAAAUUGUCUGGUUCGGCUGCUGUAAAAUCGAAAAACGUUUGUUUGCAAUUAGUUGACAAUCAUACUGACUUGACGAAUUCUGGAGUUGUACAGCUUUUCACGCAACCACAUCCACAAAGAAUUAUCCCAUCACCUUAUUGGGGCAAAGUACCACCACGUCUACGAUCGACAGUCUCAACUAAUAAAAAUAAGAAUGAUCAACUUGUAAGUAGAAUCAGUGACGAUGAAGGCCAUAGUUCUGGCAUUGAGGAAGAAGAAUUACCUGCAACGGCAGUGAAUGCAUCGAGAUCGUCGCCGCUUGUGCUGAGUCGCUUAUUGAGUCGUUCUCGAGGUUCUUUACUAUCGGAGGACAAUAUUAAAUCGGAUAAAUCCGUUAGCCAGCCCAUCAUUCUUCCGAAGGAUUUCAAUCCCGUUGCGGCCAUCGUGCAAGUAGAAACUAUACAUACCUUUAUGAAUAAGGUCAAUCAUCAAGUGUAUAAACCUGCAAUUGAAUUGCACGAUUUUCCCACCAACUACAAGCAAAUCGUGGCCAGUGGUCGUAUCAAGGAACAGCAAAUACUUGGUUGUUUAAUAGUAGAAAUAUUUCUAGCCGGCAAAUUCCGCGCGACGUGGAACGCCGAGAAAGCGUCUUUCACGCAGAGACUCACUACGUGUCUGAAUACUCUGAGGACAUCGGCGGAUAAUUUGCCAAAAUGUAUAAGAAACAUCGUGUCACUAUUUCUACAGAUCGAUAUUAUGCCAAAGAGUUAUAAUAUAGGCAAUAUGGAGAUGAAUGAUAUUUCAACGGUGAACGAGAUUCCUUUUCGUUAUCCAACGAUAACGUACAUGGGUCUUCCUCCACCGUCCGCGCAUCAAUUUCUACAACCGAUAUUAUCUGGCAGUCUGUUCCCGUUCUCCAAAUAUUGUCAGUAUUUGUACAACAUCGUGGAAAUGUUGCAGGAAUACAACGGUCUGGUACGAGAAUUAAAUUUUAUCCUGAAGGCCGAAGACGAUAUGGAUUUUGUGAUCAAAACAAAGAUAAAAUAUCUGUGCAAAAUCAGUGAGUGCAAAGUGAAAGCGAUCGCUAGAGAACUGGAAUGUCUGCUACCUUAUGCCGGUGGUGCUAGAGAAGCUACACUGCAAUUAAUAGUUCCUCAUAUAGUACAAAUUAUGGAAGAACCUUACAGUGCGGUAUUAGCUGCCUGGCAUCUUUUCGAUCCAAUAGCGAAAACACUGGGACCGAAAGAUACUGCCGAAACGUUCCUCUCACCUAUUAUCAAGUUAUAUGAGAACGGCUCGAUUAUGGACACUACAUUGUAUGCCGAUGUACUACCUGCAGGAACGUUUGCAAAGUUCAGAACUACUCGAUUGUAUCACAGAACAUUCCUGUUGAAACUGAUAGUCCGAUUAGGACUGCGUAGAUUUUUAGACAACUUUAUAAAUCCUUUGGUGGAAGCGGUAGGAGGAUACAAAGAUUACAUACAAGGCUCGUUUGCCACAUGCACGCAUAGGACCGGCAAUCUCAAGAGCUGUGACUUGAGCGGACCUUGUAGUGAUGGGGAAGGUAUUUUAUCUCCAUUAGAUGAAGAUUCAUUUGCAGAUUCCGAACAUACUGUUAUUUCGCCUACCGGACCGACGACCAACGAUUAUGUAUCUAAUAUAACGACGGAUAACGAUGCGGAAGAGGUAUUCGCCAUGGAGACAGAGGACAAUUUGUGGGUUUCUUUGAAUAAUACCGCAUAUAAUAUUGAUUUGCAUAUAGAUCUCAAUUUAAAUCUCAACGAUGAUUUGAAUGACGAUGCGAACAAAAAUUCACCAAGUGGCUCCGUCAAGUCGCCAACGAUUCCAAUACCUAAACAAUCAAAUAUUUGUGGUGCCAAGUUAGUAACAGAGUUUAAUAGUAUCGGUUGCAAUGUCGGUAGCAAAACCUCUAGCGAAGAUUUUACUUACAACAGCGCGUAUACCACAAAUAUUCAUUCUGGUAGUAAUCUCUCUGAAAGUACAAGUGGCACAGACACCAAAGAAGACAACUCCGUUACGCUUUGUCCCGAACUCGAUAACAAAUGUAACGUUACCGAGCCUGAUGAAAGUAUACAUCAAUUGGAUCACAUUUAUCGAAGAUCCAUCCCAAGUGAAUGUACAGUUUCUGAGAUGAGUGCAGAAUCUGUUAUUUGGCUGUCGCACAGACUCGGCCCGGUGCUCACAGCACGAUAUUUGUCACGGAAUCUCUUGAGAAUGCUAACAUUGUGUUACGCCGGAAAGGAAAAUUUGACGCCGAUCGAUGAUAAUAAUUUCAUAUAUCUGGAAGGUAUCACAUGGAAGAAACCGAUUUUAGCCGGUGACCAAAAUGCUGUUAAAGUGUUAGAAUGCCUCACAGCUAUUGCAGGAUUGUAUGGGGAGCAAAUUAUAUUGUUACAAUAUUUUGCGCACAUGGUCGAAUUAUUGGCAUUGUGUAAAAGAAAGCUGACGCAAAAUUUGGAAGGAGGCCUAGUAUCUUGCUUGGCUCUAUUAAAUCACAUUACGUCAUACCUUAGCGAUGCCACUGUGAUGGAUGUGCUUCAUGAACCAAUCGUUAAAUCCAUACUGCAUCCCACAGUACGUAUACUAUCAACAGCGAGAUUUACGUUCCCAAAUGGCACGCUCGCGCGUAUCGCCUUGGCUGAAAAAUGUCUAGAAGCGAUGUUCACUCUCAGCUUACGACUUGGCAGUGUAAUUACGAAAAACCACCUAGCGGUGCCAAUUCAACGCUUCUUUUUGGCUUUCGAUAAAGCUUUCAGUGACAAUCUAUGCACCGAAAGACCUCCAGAUAAUCUUGGACAGAAAGCAGGCAUAUCUAACGACUAUCUUGCACGAAUGAAAGGUACCAGUGAAGGGGGAUUUGAUAAUAAUGGAACUUAUAUAUGGAACAAGCUCGACACAGACGUGGCGGACUCGUAUUCCCCUCCAAUCUUAGAAAGUAGCGAUGUACCUGAUUUACAGAGAAACAGAGCGUUCGAAGAGCUACGAGCCGUGUUCACCAGUGAAUUUGCUCACAAAGCAUACAUGCUCUUUUAUAGAUGCGUCGAUAGCGAGAUGAUGGAGCAAAUACUCAAAAAUCACGAGCACGUACAGGAACUAUGUCACGACUAUGAGCAAGAAAUAAAAACGACUCCUCAAAGUAUCGAUAAUGCGGACAAGUAUAAUACGUUGCUUGCUACGGAUUGCGAUGUGAUAGAGAACGUGGAGCUAGUUGAUAAGGGUGUUUGUAGUUUCGGAAAUAUAUCUGUGAUAGGAAAUCGAUUUGAGAUACAAAAAGAUGAUGCUAAAUCCCAGUCUACGACGGAGGCGAGUGCCACUGCAAAUCGCGAAACUUGCUUAUCAUCCGCUGGCAGACAAUUACGCGGUAAUUGGCUGGCUUAUUGGGAACAUGAAAUAGGAAGGCCGGAUAAAGAUACAAUAUUCAAUAUAAAGCAAAUAAAGCUUCAGAUUUUCAGUGGACAUACGAACAGUAUAAGGUGUCUCAAUGUAUUAGAUAAUGAAAAUAGUUUUAUGAGCGGCGGCAGAGACAAAACCGUGAAGUUAUGGAGUUUACGAAGCCAGGGUGAUGGGAAUACAGUCUCAUCGUGUCAAUAUACGUACACUGGACACAAGAAAUCUAUCCUUUCGCUCACAUUCCUGGAGUCUUUAAGAUACGCAGUGACUUGUGAUGGUGUGAUUCAUUGUUGGGAUCCUUUUAUGGGUUCGCUUCUCGGAUGUCCGGAAAGCAGUCGACCCGUUCCUGUGAACACUUUAGCCUCGAGUCCUUCACCGUCUACGACUCUUCUUGUGGGAACAACAGACAUUACCCUUAGAGUUAUCGAUUGCAGGACAUUCCAAUAUGUUAAUGAAAUGAAAGUUUCUAUGAAUCCAACUGGCUUGAUAAGAUGUAUCGCGGUAGCGCCUAGUGGUUACUGGGUUGCUCUUGGUCAAGCAUCGGGCUUCUUAACGAUACUCGAUACUCGCACUGGUUUGAUCAUCGCGUCUUGGAAAGGACACGAAUGCGAGAUAUUGCAGUUAGAAGCGAUAAACGAGACCACUAUAGUCAGUUCUUCAUUGGAUCAAACAAUCGCUGUAUGGAGUGCAGUGGAUGGUAAACUGAAGUUUCAUAUGAAAGGCGCUACGGAACCCGUUCAUUGCAUGGCGACUUAUGAGCAGGAAUUAGUAAUAGGAACAACAGCAAAUCGAAUUGGUGUUUAUACCGCCGUAGAAAUGACAGCAUCGUUCUCUUCGUCGAAAUUGAAAUCUGACGCUUUCAAAGGCGUUCUUACUGCCAUGGCUGUCCUUCCUCUUAAUCGAUUAUUGUUAUUAGGCGCCGACAACGGUGGUAUAACAUUACUCUGUUAA